Messenger RNA from Orycteropus afer afer, 1572 nucleotides. RefSeq names its product testis specific 10 interacting protein (gene TSGA10IP). NCBI's taxonomy places the organism in Eukaryota, Metazoa, Chordata, Mammalia, Tubulidentata, Orycteropodidae. Gene Ontology annotation, cellular component: cilium; ciliary basal body; photoreceptor connecting cilium. The record is from RefSeq and is a predicted model, not a curated record. Gene Ontology annotation, biological process: cilium organization. The transcript is spliced from 8 exons. The coding region runs from base 1 to 1572 and encodes 523 amino acids.
AUGACCAACGGAAGCCUCGAAAGCAAUGAGGAGCCACUCCAGGGCCAGCAGCGGAGGUCUCGCAGCGCAGGACAGACGGCCAAAGAGGACCAGAGGCCCACGGCCCAGCAGAAGCAAGCACACAGCUCUGCCGAGGCCGAAGAUCUCCUCCCCCCGCCUCCACCUUCUCCACCUCUACCUCCUCCUCGGAAGCCCUCCUUCCCCUUCCAGUGGGCCUGGGAGACCUUCACCUUGGAAAGCCGAGUCCUGCAUCAGCCUGGCUCCCGCUUGGCCAGAGGCCACCAAGCCCAGCCAGCCAACAGUGCCCGGGGCCUGUCCCUGCCCUCAGCGACCCCCCAGUUGCAACUCCAGCCCAAGUCCAGACGCAAGUCCACGACCAAACUCCCAGAGCCCCACGGCUUCUGCUGGAAGACAGAGGCGCCAAACACGGAGAGGAGACGGCAGCCGGAGGCCCGUGGCAGCAAAGGGGGGUACCAGGGGCCGGAGCAGUCCAGCAAGUGCGGCGUCUUGCUGCCUGAGUCUGAGGAGGCCACUGAAGCCCCGUGCACUGUGCAGGCCAAGCUGGAUCUGAGCCCCAGGAAACUGCCCCUGAUCCCCAGGAGGGGGCUAGCCUGCGGGCAGAAGGAGACAGAAGAGGCCGAGGACAGGGAGCACAGGGCCCUCCAGAGAAGGAGGGCCCAGUCUCGAAGGAAGGGGCGGAACUCUGGCGAGGAGGACCUGGACAAGCGUGAGCUACAGGGCCACAGCCAGGGGAGCGGCCCCAGAGCAGACAAUGUCCUCGGGGCGCAGAGGAGGACGUCCAGGGCCAGGGAGCUGGAGGGGCCGUGGGACCUGGAAAAGCUGCAGAGGCAGUUACAAUGGGACUUGGAGAAACAGGGCCUCUGUGGCCCCCAGAAGGAGUCCUGGAAGGUUUUGCGGGCUGUUGUGCAGGCCUCUGGCCGGAGUGGGAAAGCUCAUCCCUCAGGAGAUGUCAAGACUUCCCUGUCCUCCAGCUUCCCUAACCGCACCUUCCACAAACGACAGGAGGCCACCAGAAGCCUGCUGCAGUCCUGGGAGCGGCAACAGCAGGAGGAGCUGCUGCGGCUCGAGCUGCGCCGGGCCCGGGAACAGCAGGUACAGCAGCAGGUGGCUCGCUGUCUGGCAGCCUACGCGCCCAGAGGGAGUCGCGGGCCCACAGCCGCCCAGCGCAAGCUGGAGGAGCUGAGGCGCCAGGAGCGACAGCGCUUUGCUGAGUACCAGGCGGAACUUCAGGGCAUCCAGCACAGGGUGCAGGCCAGGCCCUACCUGUUCCAGCAGGCCAUGCAGACCAAUGCCCGACUCAGCGUGACCCGGCGCUUCUCCCAGGUGUUGUCGGCACUGGGCCUGGACGAGAAACAGCUGCUGGCUGAGGCAGAAAAGGGAGACAUGAAGGGCACCUCCCGGAAGCCCAGAAGUCACAGGUCAGUAGAGGUGAGGACGGAGCACCCUUCUCAGAGCCCCACAAGGACAGAACCCAGACCCACCAGCAGCCAGCCUGACCAACCCUGCACCCCUAGUCUGGACCCAGCAUCCAGUUCCCAAGAUAAACAUUAA